Molecule: messenger RNA, 3417 nt
Organism: Neopelma chrysocephalum (saffron-crested tyrant-manakin)
Lineage: Eukaryota; Metazoa; Chordata; Aves; Passeriformes; Pipridae
Gene: RIMKLB
Product: ribosomal modification protein rimK like family member B
Exons: 7
Coding region: 865-2025 (386 amino acids)
Biological process (GO): protein modification process
Cellular component (GO): cytoplasm
Molecular function (GO): ATP binding; ligase activity, forming carbon-nitrogen bonds; metal ion binding
Source: RefSeq, a predicted model, not a curated record
GUGAGGCGGCGAGAGCGGGCGCGGGCGGCGGCGGCGGGCGGGGGGCUCGGUGCAGGGAACAGCCGCGGCCUCCUCGCCUCAGCCGCGGGGAGGAGGGACACCGAGAAGGGGGGAAGGCGGGGGGGUGAGGGAGGGGGGCGAGCGUCGCGUCGCGUCGCCCUCUUCCCUCUAGGACCGCGCCGCCGGCAGGGAGGAAGGGGCGCGUCUCCCCGGAGCCUUCUUCGCCCCGCGCCCUCUCUUCCCAGGCCCGGUGCCGGAGGGGGUGGGGGUGGGCGCCCCGCGGGUCCCCUCAGGCUCGGCGGUGCCCGGGGCGGGUGUUGGUGUCUUCCGAGUCAUUUAAGCGCUUAGUUCUGAGGAAGUAGAGACACAAGGAUUGAGUCUAUUUUACGUAGAAAGCUACAGCUCUUCACCAGUACUCUUUUUACUCCUUCCUAUCCCUCCUAUCCCAAACAAUUUGGGAAUUAUUUUAACAGUCAUUUACUCCCCUUUCCCCCCUCACAAUUCUACCCUGCUCCCUGAGGCAUCUGCUAGACAUUGCCUGUUAUAGAACCAGGAGAACGUUCUCAUCAUCAUCAUCCCUUUCUUGCUUUGAGAGCUUCAGUAGUACCCUUCCCUCCUUUGGAGUGUAGUGCAGAGAGGCAUCCAGAAGACUUCCUUGCCACCCUUUUUGGUUAGUAGAGGAUCCAGGAAAAGGGGUACCUAGCAAGACACGUGACCUCCUUAAGGGAGCCAGAACUGAAGCAGCACUUAGCACGCUGAAGGAAACACCCAUCUUUAGUGUCUUUUUCGUCUUCCACUCCUUCCUCACCAAAUUUCUGCAGUUCCAUUGAAAGGAAACCUUGAAGGUUGCAAGACAAGUCCAAGAUGUGCAGUUCAGUUGCUCCCAGGCUGUGGUUCUUAACAGACCGUCGCAUCAGAGAAGAUUACCCUCAGCAGGAGAUCCUGAGAGCACUGAAGGCCAAAUGCUGUGAGGAGGAGCUGGAUUUCCGGGCCUUGGUGAUGGAUGAAGUGGUGCUGACCAUUGAGGAUGGAAAUCUUGGUCUCCGGGUGAAAGGGGAACUCGUUACUUCUUACCCACAAGUGGUGGUUGUGCGUGUGCCAACACCUUGGGUCCAGAGUGACAGCGAUAUCACAGUCCUUCGCCACCUAGAGAAGAUGGGCUGUCGAUUGAUGAAUCGUCCCCAAGCCAUCCUCAACUGUGUCAACAAGUUCUGGACGUUUCAAGAACUUGCUGGUCAUGGUGUGCCUCUUCCAGACACUUUUUCAUAUGGUGGUCAUGAGAAUUUUUCCAAAAUGAUUGAUGAGGCGGAAGUGCUGGAGUUCCCUAUGGUGGUGAAGAACACGCGGGGUCAUCGAGGUAAAGCUGUGUUCCUGGCACGAGACAAGCACCAUUUGGCCGACCUAAGCCAUUUGAUUCGUCAUGAUGCCCCUUACUUAUUUCAAAAAUACGUUAAAGAGUCCCAUGGCAAGGAUGUACGUGUCAUCGUAGUAGGAGGUCGUGUGGUGGGCACCAUGCUCCGCUGCUCAACAGAUGGGAGGAUGCAGAGUAACUGCUCACUUGGUGGUGUAGGAAUGAUGUGCUCACUGAGUGAACAAGGCAAGCAGUUGGCAGUCCAAGUGUCAAACAUCCUGGGGAUGGAUGUGUGCGGCAUUGACCUGCUGAUGAAGGACGACGGUUCAUUCUACGUCUGCGAGGCCAAUGCAAAUGUAGGUUUCAUUGCCUUUGACAAGGCUUGUAAUUUAGAUGUAGCUGGUAUCAUAGCGGACUAUGCCGCUUCUCUGCUCACCCCCGGCCGCUUGACGCGGCGCAUGUCCUUGCUCUCUGUGGUGUCCACGGCAAGCGAGACUAGCGAGCCAGAGCUGGGCCCUCCAGCUAGUGCCGCUGUCGACAAUAUGAGUGCUAGCUCCAGCUCUGUCGACAGCGACCCUGAGACCACGGAGAGAGAGUUGCUCACCAAGCUCCCGGGGGCUCUAUUCAACAUGAACCAGCUAUUAGCCAAUGAGAUUAAACUCCUGGUGGAGUGAUGCCACGUGUAAAUAGAUGACCAACAGAACUCUCUCUUGUAAAUUUUUUUUUUAAGCCAACUUGCAAUGCUGUUUAUCAGAGACGCUCAGAGGAAAUGAGGAAAGGGGGUGGGUGUGUCAGUCAAGAGAGCAAGAGUAAAAGGCACACGUGCUGUGAUUGCUGUCCCUACCUUUUUGCAGAACAUUAAAUUGUCUUCAUUCUUCAGCAUCAGCUUUACAAUAAAGAUGUUCAGUUCAUGACCAGGCAGCAGAUUUAUUUGAAUGCUGCUUUGGUCCCCAGAUAUAUUGCAGUUCAUGUGUCUUCACAGGCAAGCAUUGAAGCAUGAUUCACACUUGAAGAUUUUCAGAAAGUUGUCUGGCAGCUCUCUAGAAACUUCUGUGAAUUACUGCACCAAUAAAGUCUCUUCUACCUCUGUAAGGCUUGAUCCUGUAAAUUGCUGAGUGCCUCAAAUUCUUUAUGUGAGUUGAAGGUGUUAGAUACCAAGUAUUUCAAAAUUUCUGGACAGCCUACUGUUCCUACUCUUGUAGGUGGGAGCUGUAAGUUCAGGAUCCUUUUAAAGUCAUCACUUUCUGACCUUGCAGGACAUGGCCUUUCAAAUGAUGAGGCUGAGAGAAGCGUCAGUUGACUUAACAAGAACUUUCUGUAAAAGUCUGUAAAUUGUACCAUCUUGGUAUUAAGUGGCAGCUUUGUGUCUAAAUUUCUUUAUAAAGCUUUUGAAGGAGGCUAUUAGUACUUGUGUUUUUCUCAUUUCAAAUCCUGAUUUUUGAAGGUAUCUAGGAGAAUUAGUCAUGUUCUAUUUGUGGGCAGAAAUGGCACGUUUUAACUAUUUUUUGCAUGGUUGGAGGAGAUAAACAGCACUGUAAUGUUUGGUAUACAAAAUGAUGUUUAAUCCAAUGUGAAAAUGAAUUACACUAGUUUAAAGCAAACGUGCAUCGACUUGUGUUUGUUAGUGUUUUAGUCUUUCUGAGAGAGAUCUGCAAUGUUAAUGUUCCUUUUUCUUUAAUACAUGCUAGUCCAACACUUCCUUCUCUAUGCCUGCAUCUUUAACAGUGGCCAAAGUGAAAACACUGCAGAUUGUUUGUUAAGAAAACACUGAGAUAUAGCCUGUACAUUGUUGGGGUUUUGUUUGUUUGUUUUUAUUUUUCGCUUUUUUUCGGAGGGAGGAAUGUGGUAAGGCGUGGAGGAGGGAAGAGCUGGUUAAAAGUGAUUAGUCGUUCAGAGGAACUUUAGAAUAAAGCAGUUCACACAAUAUGUACCAGGCUUACUUUUUCCCCACUGAACAUAAAAGCUGAUGUUGGCAGAAAUCCAAAGAGUUUAACUGGGGAGAAAUACUCAGUUUGUAGCUUUGGGAAAAAAACGCGUUAGAUUUAAAAAAAAAAAGAAAAAGAAGA